Messenger RNA from Williopsis jadinii, 1053 nucleotides. RefSeq names its product Dcc1p (gene DCC1). Gene Ontology annotation, cellular component: nucleus; Ctf18 RFC-like complex; chromosome, centromeric region. Gene Ontology annotation, biological process: maintenance of mitotic sister chromatid cohesion; mitotic sister chromatid cohesion. Bases 1 to 1053 code for a protein of 350 amino acids. The record is from RefSeq and is a predicted model, not a curated record. NCBI's taxonomy places the organism in Eukaryota, Fungi, Ascomycota, Saccharomycetes, Phaffomycetales, Wickerhamomycetaceae. The transcript has a single exon.
AUGACCAGUGAUAAUGAAUAUGAGGUACAUGCCAAUGUACCACAGAGCUACUCUUAUAGGCUCAUGGAGCUAACACCGGAACUUUUAAAGGUCAUUGAAGAAAAGAAAGAACCCUUGGUACUAAAGGCGCCAACAUCGAAAUCAGAGGUGGUGCUGUGUACGAGCAGUGAAACUUUCGCUCUUAGACAACGUAACCAUUCAAACACUGUAAUGAUGACCAAGGAGGGGGAAAGAGAUGGUAAGAAGUUCUUCUGCAGCUAUGCGACGUUGUCGAAUGUCUUUGAAGUCAGGAAAUCUAAAGGUCACAUUAUCACAGAGGGUAUUCCCUUGUACGACGGCCAGAACAAGAUUACAAAUACCGGUGAAUCUGUUACUCUUGAUGAGUUGAAAACACGCUCAGCUAUUUCGGAUCUGGAGUUCGAGUCCAACUGGUUUGCCCUGAAUGGGUCUUCUCUAAAUGGACAAGCAAUCAUUCUUACCGAUGAUAUCAUCACAAGAACGUUGCAUGUCAUGAUCAUGUCAAUCAUGGCCUCAUCACUAGACUUUAGUGAAUUGUCACUCAUCGAAGUUUUCCAAAGCAUGGGGGAAGACCCAGAUAUUACCAUAGAUAUCGUGGAAACGGUGCUAAGGAAAUUCGUAACAAAUGAUCGCGAGCCUUAUCAGUUGAAUAAGGCAAAAGUGGUACAAUGGUAUGGAAUCGAAACAUUGAGAAGGCAUUGUCGCACGAAACCAAUUGAACUUUCUGAUUUCUUCAUAAAAUGGAAAUCGGAGCUACCACCAUUUUUCGAAUCCUCUUUGGAUAUCCCACUUCUGCGUGGUAAUUACGCUAUGCCAUUACCUGAAAGAAUACAAUAUGUUAGUAAACUGGAACUUCCGUCGGAUAUUCAAAACAGGCUUAAAGUGUUGUUUAAACUACAAUCCUCUUGGAAUUUAACCGAACUGGCCCCAUUCAUUGAAGAGUUCAACCAUAAGAACGUCAAGAUUGAGAACUUUGUCAUGAAAUUUGCCAAAAAGAAGAAGCAAGGUAAGAAGAUCAUCAUUACACAGAGAUAA